Messenger RNA from Solanum tuberosum (potato), 910 nucleotides. RefSeq names its product glycine-rich cell wall structural protein 1-like. Bases 35 to 859 code for a protein of 274 amino acids. The transcript has 2 exons. NCBI's taxonomy places the organism in Eukaryota, Viridiplantae, Streptophyta, Magnoliopsida, Solanales, Solanaceae. The record is from RefSeq and is a predicted model, not a curated record.
UAAAAUAGAGAAGAAAAGGAGUUGUUUAAUUCACAUGAAUUCCAUGAAGAUGAUGGGCAAGGGAAUGAGGAUAGGUGUGUUGGCAUUGGUUUGGAUUUGUGUCUUAGGGGGGAGUUUGGUUCUUGCUAGAGAUUUAAAAAAUGAGGAUGAGAAGUUUUUUUGGAUGGGUAAGGGAGGCGGAUUUGGAAUAGGUGGAGGCAUGGGUAAGGGUGGUGGAGUUGGCGGUGUGUUUGGCAAAGGAGGUGGAGUUGGUAGUGGUGUUGGAGGAGGGUUUGGUAAGGGUGGAGGCAUAGGAGGUGGAUAUGGAAAGGGUGGAGGCUUUGGAGGUGGAUUUGGAAAAGGUGGCGGCAUUGGAAAAGUUGGUGGCUUUGGUAGCGGCAUUGGAGGUGGAUUUGGAAAAGGUGGUGGCUUUGGUAGCGGCAUUGGAGGUGGAUUUGGAAAGGGUGGCGGCUUUGGAGGAGGAUUUGGAAAAGGUGGUGGUAUUGGUAGCGGCAUUGGAGGUGGAUUUGGAAAAGGUGGUGGCAUUGGUAGUGGCUUUGGAGGAGGAUUUGGAAAGAGUGGUUGGAUUGGAGGAGGGAUAAGCAAAGGCGGAGGCAUUGGUGGAGGAGGAUAUACAAGGGGUGGAGAUUGUAUUAGCAAAGGUGGGAGCAUUGGUGGUGGCGUAGGCGAAGGAUUUGGUAAAGGUGGUGGCAUUGGCGGAGGAUUUGGUGGAGGAGGAUUCGCUAAAGGUUAUGGCAUUGGCAAAGGCGGUGGCAUUGGUGGAGGAUUCGGUAAAGGCGGUGGCAUUGGGGGAGGAGUUGGCGGAGGCUUUGGCAAAGUUGGUGGAUUUGGAGGUGGAAUAAUUGGUGGGCAUCACUAAAGUUAAUGUCUUCAGUUUGCAUGAACUCAAAACAUGCAGGACUUGCAUAUU